Molecule: messenger RNA, 1947 nt
Organism: Daldinia caldariorum
Lineage: Eukaryota; Fungi; Ascomycota; Sordariomycetes; Xylariales; Hypoxylaceae
Exons: 2
Coding region: 1-1947 (648 amino acids)
Biological process (GO): nucleotide-excision repair; transcription by RNA polymerase I; transcription by RNA polymerase II
Cellular component (GO): transcription factor TFIIH core complex; transcription factor TFIIH holo complex
Source: RefSeq, a predicted model, not a curated record
AUGGCGAUUCCGACCGGUGCUGCUGCCUACAAGAAAAAGGAUGGCAUACUUACCUUGACCCCAGACCGCAAAAAUGUCACCUGGACUCCGAACUCUGCACCAGGUGGCCCGCCAACCGUCUCUCUCCAAAUAUCAAAUAUCACCAAUCUACAGCAAACACCAGAUACCGCUGCCAAGGUUAUGCUCAAGAUAUUUGAUAAGCCUCCAGGAAGUGCUGAGCCUGUGGCCUACCUCUUCCAUUUGAACUCUCCCUCGGAUCCAAGGGCAGAAGCCAAUGCAAUUAGAGAUCUCUUGUCCAAAAUUCUUGCUGAAGCUAAGAAUAAUGAUCCCAGCGUUCCGCGAGCAGCUACGACAGCUGCUGGGGGCAGUGGCUCGGCGGCCAUGGCAUUUGCUAAUACCGCCGUAGCUAAAUCAGCAGCCGCACGUGUCUUCGAUGACGAUUCCUUAACGAAUGAUAUUGCGCUACAGCAGUCACUAAUGAAAGCGGAUCGCCACCUCUCUCAGAUGUACAUGGAAGGUCGCAAGAUGAAGCCUGAAGCCAUGUCAGACGCUACAUUCAACACACAAUUUUGGUCUGCAAGGAUCAACCUGCUUCGAGCACAUGCUAUCGAGAAUAGCCAGAAGAAAGGGCCGUACAAUGUUUUGGCCCAAGUGAGGCCUACCGUACAGCAGAGCACGGAUCCAGACAAGCCUAGCGAGCUAAAGCUGAAGUUCAGUGUCGAGCAAAUGCAGAUGAUUUUCAGUCAACACCCUCUCGUCAAACGCAUAUACAACGAGCACGUGCCGCCUUUGGAGCAGGACAAGUUUUGGAUGAGAUUCUUCCUCAGCAAGCUAUCAAAAAAAUUAAGGGGAGAACGAGUCACCGAUUUAGAACCGCCAGAUAAGAUUUUUGAUAAAUACGACGAGUACGACGACAUCAAGGCCUUCAACAGCAAGUUCCUUGCCCAGCACGUUCCGCACAUUAUUGACAUAGAAGGCAACGAAGAGAACCAGGGUGGUUUCAGGAGCGGCAACCGCAAGGACCUCGAGAUGCGACCGAGAGGAAGAAAAGAUGUACCCAUCAUUCAGACUUUAAAUAGCAUCAGCGAAAAAUUGUUAACCAGUGUCGUGCCGUUCGAAAAUGACCCUGCUCAGCAGGCAGAGGCAGAAGACGACAGUUAUCGAGAACUGGCCCUGCGCGAUCUGCGGGGUGACGUUGAAGAAAGCCGUAUAGCCCUAAACAUUAAAGAGCAAAGUAGAUUCUUCUCGAACGAAACCGGCACCAUAUCUGAGACUACUGCAGUCUACGCAAAGCAGGACCCAUCGGAGGUGCUUAAAGAUGUACAAGGCGAUUUGAGAAGCCUGAAUACUUAUAGUGCCGGGGGUGUGGAUCUUCAUGCUUCGCUAGGUAUCGAUGGCGACAGCGACAGCGAAGACGAGGGAGGGAAAACCCCUCACGUAGGAUCACGAGCGUCACGAAAGAGUGCUCAAAAACAAAUACUCGAGAGUAUGGGACAGAGACGUUCUCAAUUGUUUGGCCAGGACUCUGAUGAGGCUUCACCCAUGGGAUUACCUGCGGAUAUCGCCCACGCCUGCCAAUUAACUCAUGCUACUACUAUGGAGUUCUUGCGCCAAUUUUGGUCGACAUUCCUCUCCGGCGACCCGGACCGAGCCGUCGAGCUUGGAUACCUGGCCGAAGCUCUUAAGCGAUCCAAAGAAAGGAUAGAUGCUGUUGCGGUGGAGGCUGAGAACGCGCGAGAAGCACAGAUCAAGAAAAGAAAGGAAGAGAUUAUACAAAUUUAUGAACGGACCAAGCGGAAGGUGAAAUUCAAUUCCAAGUCGGUUCGUGGCGGUAAGGAAGCAGUUUUUAAGAUCAUGGAGCCGACGAUACAAUCUCUAGAUAAAGCCAUAGCCGAUUACCAAAGAGCAUUGGCCGCAGAAGGUAUCCAGGUCAGUACGGAGCGGUGA